GUAAUUUACCUUCUUCAUACAGUAACAAGUUUCCCACGAUCAAAGUACAAAAAUAAGAGAAUUCAUAUCUCGUUUCUUUCUUCCCUUUUUUUUUAUUUCUAUUUUAUUACGUAUUUUUUCUGUUCUAUUAGUAAACGGCUUAAAGAAUGAUACAAAUCACAAGGUCUUUUAAGAAUGUAUCGUCAUCUAUUCUUUUUCCUUCUUUAAAAAGAUCUUCUUUUAUUCAACAGCCAAAAUCGAUAUUUCUCACGUCUUCUAGUACUCGUUCCUUUCAUUAUUCAAGCAUCCAACAAAUAGUCAAACCUUUUUUAUUAGCAGAUAUUGGUGAAGGUAUUACUGAAUGUGAAAUAACACAAUGGUUUGUUGAACCAGGUGCUACAGUAGCUGAAUUUGACAAGAUAUGUGAAGUACAGUCGGAUAAAGCUUCAGUAGAAAUUUCUUCUCGAUUUGCUGGUAAAAUUUUAAAACUCCAUUAUGAUGUAAAUGAUAUUGCCAAGGUGGGUGCGCCCUUGGUAGAUAUUGAUGCAGUAGAUGAGGAUGAAACAGAAGUUGACAAGGUUCCUGAAGUAGUCACGUUAUCUAAACAAGAUGAUUCUCCCUCAUCAUCAGACAAUAUGUUUAAAAGUCAAGUAGGCGUACUUGCAACUCCAGCAGUUAGGAAAUUGGCAAAAGAAAAAGGUGUUGAUAUUGCUAAAUUGAAAGGAUCUGGUAAAGAGGGUCGUAUUCUUAAAGAAGAUAUUUUCGCUUCGUUAACAGAAAAAGCUAUUCAUCCUGAGCCUAACCCACAAACAACACCAUUAACUAUGAUUCAGAAGGCCAUGUUCAAGUCUAUGACCAAAUCUCUCGAGAUUCCUCAAUUGGGUUAUGGUGAUGAAAUUGAAAUGAAUGCUACUAAACAAUAUCGUGCUUCUCUCAACAAGCAUAUUAUGGCGCAUUCAGCACUAUAUCCUUUCCCCAAAAUUACCUACAUGCCCAUAUUUAUCAAAUGUUUGUCAAUGGCUUUAACCCAUUACCCUAUCAUGAAUGCUCAACUCACUCAUGAUAAUGAUGUCCAAACUGCUCGUCUUACUUACCGUCCUCAACAUCAUAUUGGUAUAGCUAUGGAUACUAAAGAUGGCCUAAUUGUACCAAACAUAAAGAACGUUCAAGAUAAAUCUAUCUUUGAUAUAGCUUCAGAGAUCCAUCGUUUGACAGAACUAGCCAGUAAGUCAGCAAUCGGUAUAGAGGAUUUGAAGGGUGGUACGAUUACUAUUUCCAAUAUUGGUACAAUUGGAGGAACCUAUGCAAACCCCGUGAUUAUUUCUUCUGAGCUAGCUAUUGUCGCGCUAGGUCGUAUUCAAAAAGUGCCUCGAUUUGAUGAAAAUGAUCGUAUCAUAGCCAAGGAAGUGAUGCCCAUUAGUUGGUCUGCAGAUCAUCGUAUCAUUGAUGGAGCCACUAUUGCUCGAUUUGGAAAUUAUUGGAAGCAAUUAAUUGAGAACCCUGCUUUAUUGGCAAGUGAGCUACGUUAACAUCAAAGGAUAUUAUUAUUAUUAUUAUUUUUUAGAGCAAUAUAUAAAAGCAGUGUAUAUCCUUCAUGGUUU
Messenger RNA from Cokeromyces recurvatus, 1580 nucleotides. RefSeq names its product 2-oxoacid dehydrogenases acyltransferase-domain-containing protein. The transcript is spliced from 4 exons. Gene Ontology annotation, cellular component: cytoplasm; mitochondrion. NCBI's taxonomy places the organism in Eukaryota, Fungi, Mucoromycota, Mucoromycetes, Mucorales, Mucoraceae. The record is from RefSeq and is a predicted model, not a curated record. Bases 147 to 1508 code for a protein of 453 amino acids. Gene Ontology annotation, molecular function: acetyltransferase activity; lipoic acid binding.